Eleginops maclovinus (Patagonian blennie) is the source of this 890-nucleotide messenger RNA. It is a transcript of the gene oard1, whose product is annotated as O-acyl-ADP-ribose deacylase 1. The record is from RefSeq and is a predicted model, not a curated record. NCBI's taxonomy places the organism in Eukaryota, Metazoa, Chordata, Actinopteri, Perciformes, Eleginopidae. The transcript has 5 exons. Gene Ontology annotation, biological process: peptidyl-glutamate ADP-deribosylation. The coding region runs from base 243 to 773 and encodes 176 amino acids.
UCUCGCGAGAGGAUGCAUAUUUCGUGGCUGUUCCUGCUUCAAAGUGACUAGUCUAAUGAGCUAUCCAGAAGCAUUCCGAAAGUACCUUUAUUCUGCAUAAAAACGGCCACCUUCAGUCAACAUUUUGUAAGUUAUUUUAAUGCCGAAUUAUAAGCUAGCUAACAAGUCUCUUAGCAGUUAUAUGAGUGUUCAAGGCUGUCUGGUACACCGAAUAACUCACCGCACAAGUGUUCAAAUUAAAAAUGUCGUCCGAACCUGAGAAACCAGUCAACCCUGACAGCACUAAGCCUGCAGAAGACCGGUGGUCACUGAGCUAUGUCACCGGGGACCUGUUCUCCUGCCCUGCGGACGAGACUCUGGCCCACUGCAUCAGUGAGGACUGCCGCAUGGGGGCAGGCAUAGCAGUGAUGUUCAAGAAGAAGUUCAAAGGGGUAGAGGAGCUAAAAGAGCAGAAAAAGCUGACAGGAGAGUGUGCUGUACUAAAAAGAGGCAGUCGAUUUGUCUACUAUCUGAUUACAAAGAAAAAGGCCAGUCAAAAGCCCACCUAUGAAAGCCUGACACGGAGCCUGGAGGACAUGAAGUCACACUGCCAAAGUAACAAUGUAACCAGCAUAUCAAUGCCUCGUAUUGGUUGUGGCCUGGAUAAACUGCAGUGGAGUAAAGUGGCAGAGAUACUGGAGCAGGUCUUCAAACCCACAAACAUCUCCAUCACAGUCUACAGCCUCCCCGAGAGACCACAGAGCACAGUAAUGAAGGAGAACAUGCGCAGAUGAUUGGUUGAAAAGUUAGUUUAUUGUAAUCCUUUUAUGUUGUAAUUCCUCACUAUGUUGCCAUUUCUCAGUGAAAAACUGUAUAGAUCACUCGAAUAAAUAUUUUUUUGCACUUCAAAA